AAUGAAUGUCAAAACGACAUUCAACAUGCAAUGUUGUCAUUAUAAUAACAAUCAAAACAAUGGUUCUGAUGCUCAUGAUGAGUGUAAUGGUCGAUGUCGAAUCACCUCAACACAGCAGUUUUCAACCGCUGCUGCUGCCAUCAACAUCACCACGCAGAUGAUAAUGAAAAAGAUGAUAUAAUGAUAAUAGUGAUAAAUGCCAAAAACGACAAUAAUUCAACUUGGUCCUCUUCCUGUCGGUCCCCCUCCCCCCUCUGAAGGACCCAAUUACGACCCAAUUCAAUAUUCAUACCCGGGGGUUGGUAUUGAUGUUGCAAUUCGUAUUCGUGUGCGUGGGCCCUCCUCUUCUUAAUUGCAGAGGAGAGGAGAGGAGAGGAGGAGUCCAGAACGCGGCAGGACAGGUAACUAACUAAUACAGGUAACCACAUCGACCAAGGCUCCCUUCAAAGUGAUACGGGCAGGAAGAGGUUAGGUCGCAUUUGGCGAAGGAGUGUCGUUCACGGGAGGAGAACUGGAAGGGAAGAAAUAGGUUAGGUGUGAUCCAGAAACGCAAAAGAAGAAGAAGAAGAAGAAGAGGUAGAGAAGGGCAUGCGUCAUCCAGAAAAAACAGAGGAAGAAGUCUAAAGAAGAAAAAAAAACAGAAGUAGAAACAAGAGGAAGGUCAGGUGUAAUCCAGAAUAGCAAAGGAAGAAGAAGAAGAAGAAGAAGAAGAAGAAGAAGAAGAAGAAGAAGAAGAAGAAGAAGAGGGGGAAGUGUCAUUAUAAAAAGAGAAAAAAGGGAAGAAAUAAAGAAAGAGCUCCUCGAUGGGAGUUUUCAAAAAGUCGACACUGAUCUCUCUCCACCUCCUGAGGAUAUUUGGCUGCUUCCCCUACAGGUGGAGCUUUUCCCAGGGCGGGGGCAAACUGGACAUCUCCUUCUCGCUCUGCUGGGGCGCCUGGAGCGCCCUGGUCAUCACCGGCAUGUGUUCCCUCUCGAUCAAGAACAUCGUGUUCUCCCAGCUGGGUUCUCUCGGGUCCCAGAAGACGGUCGAGAUUCUCUCGGAGAUCAUCGCCACCAGUUACAACUCCAUGGUGACGAUCAUGUUCGUCUACCUGAACAUCAGGAGUCGCUGUCUGGCUCAGAUCCUCAGGGCCGUUUGUGACCUCAACAUCAGCAUCAAGAAAAACGUCCUGGGGGUCGACGAUGCUCUUUUGUUGGUCUCCUUCCUGGGGUUCCUCACGGGGAGCUUCUGCAGCUUGGCCUUCACGAUCGCUCACAGAAGCAAGGGAGAAGACGACAUAGGUCUGCUGGUGAUCAGCGCCGUCAGCAAGUGCGCCGAGAGAUUCUCGGACCUGGCCAUUUUCACGUUUCUGCUCGUCGCUUAUUUGCUCGUGAAGGUCGUCAGCAUCGAAAUGGAGAACACCGUCAGUUCCCUAGGUACGACCUGCUUAACCAAAGCGUGGCCGUUACGUCCGUGGACGACUGGAAAGGUCUCUGGAAUGGUUCCAGAGAAGGAACUGGAUCAUCCAGGCCUUUCAGUGACCAAGUUCAAGGUUCCAGAGGUUCCAGAGAAGGGACGGGAUCACCUAGGCCCCUCAGUGACCAAGUUCAACAUCUCAGGUGCCCCCGCAAGCCACCUGCUCCAAUUAGGAGACGUGGUGCAGAGCAUCACUCACUACAUAGGCUUACCAGUGGGUCUCCUGCUUCUGAACACCAUCUUUGCCACCACUGCUUUCCUCUACAAAGCCAUCACGUUCGGUUCUGUCUACUAUAUCAUGUACCUCGCCAUUCCGUUCUUCAGGAUGAUACUGAUCAUCCUCAUUCCUGAUCACCUGAUAAGGAAGGUAAGAUAG
Messenger RNA from Macrobrachium nipponense, 1832 nucleotides. RefSeq lists its product as uncharacterized. The transcript has a single exon. The record is from RefSeq and is a predicted model, not a curated record. Lineage: Eukaryota; Metazoa; Arthropoda; Malacostraca; Decapoda; Palaemonidae. Bases 804 to 1832 code for a protein of 342 amino acids.